This is a messenger RNA of Malaclemys terrapin pileata, 1257 nucleotides long. Its product is annotated as zinc finger and SCAN domain-containing protein 29-like. The transcript has 2 exons. Lineage: Eukaryota; Metazoa; Chordata; Testudines; Emydidae. The record is from RefSeq and is a predicted model, not a curated record. The coding region runs from base 261 to 917 and encodes 218 amino acids.
CUCAUGAGAGAUUUACGUCUUUUCUCUCCACAUUUUUGUUGAUGAAGUGCAAGUGUAGACACCACGCGUCAUUUCAUCACUUCCGUUGGCCUCCAGGAGAUGUCCCACAAUGCCCUUCUUGAUCGCUCAGGUCAGCAAUUUGAACUCCACUGCCCGGCAGCCAGAUAGAUAACCAACCCUUAGAAGCCCCAGGAAUUUUUUAAAUUCCAUUUUCUGUUUGCUCGGUGUGGAGAGGUCUCAUCGCGUCUUUCGAGGUGACCAUGGUGGGUUAUCGCAGCACUACAGAGCUUUUGGAUCUGAUCAGUAUAUGGGGAGAGGAGGCUGUGCAGUCCCAGCUGAGCUUGAGCCGAAGGAAUUGGGAUAUCUAUGGGCAGAUUUCUCGAAGUUUGUGUGAGAAGAGCUAUGAUGGGGACACGCUGCAGUGCAGAGCAAAAAUAAAGGAGCUGAGGCAGGCAUACCAUAAGGCGAGGGAGGCAAACCAUCCCUCAGGUGCUUCACCUAAAACUUGCCGGUUCUGUAAGGAGCUGGAUUCUAUCCUCGGUGGCAACCCCAUCUCCAUUGCCAAGAGCCCCAUGGAUACUUUGGAGGGCACGGAGGCGGCAGAAAGAGGACCGAACCUGGAGGAUGAAGUUAUUGAGGCAGAGGUGGAGUUAGAUGAGGAUGUGCAGCUCCCAGCGGGGUCGCCCGGUGGGGCAGGCAGCCAGGAACUGUUCUUCACUCCCGAGAUGUCUAGCCAGUCUCAACAGUCGCUCUCUGAUGAGCAAGAAGCAGGAGAUGAGACUCCUGAUGUGGCCUUCAGGAACACCCCACACAUCCCAGCCGAUCAUCUCCACCAGAUAAGAAAACGCCCAAGACACAGCAAAGAAGACAUGUUCCAGGAGGUCCUGCAGUGCUCCAGUGAAGAAAAAAAGGAAUGAAAGGAGUGCUGGGAAGCCAAAUGGCAGGACAGAAAAGGGAACCAUGCAUUUGUUAAGGAUGCUAAAAAUUAUGGAGGAGCAAACUCAGAUGCUGAAAGCCUUAAUAAUGCCAUAGACUGAGCAAAUCAGUGCUCAAGCUCCACUGCAGCACAUUCAGAACUCUUUUCCAUCCCCCCCUUGAACUCCGCCUGCACAUUCCUUUCCAUCUUCCGGGACUUCUCAGUUUCCCCUUCACCUCACCGCCUCGGACAACUUUCACAAUGAUAGCUGGACCUACUCACAGCUGUGAAAGUUUGCCCUUCCCUGGUUCCUCCUUUCCUGCCAAGCCUCUGUGUGUUUG